Messenger RNA from Alternaria atra, 642 nucleotides. RefSeq lists its product as uncharacterized. Gene Ontology annotation, cellular component: ESCRT III complex; multivesicular body. NCBI's taxonomy places the organism in Eukaryota, Fungi, Ascomycota, Dothideomycetes, Pleosporales, Pleosporaceae. The transcript is spliced from 3 exons. The record is from RefSeq and is a predicted model, not a curated record. Gene Ontology annotation, biological process: vesicle budding from membrane; late endosome to vacuole transport via multivesicular body sorting pathway. The coding region runs from base 1 to 642 and encodes 213 amino acids.
AUGGGCAACUCGAGCAGCGCGAACAAGAUCUCUGCCCAGGAUAAGGCGAUCCUGGAUAUGAAGAACCAGCGCGAUAAGCUGCGGCAGUACCAGAAGCGCAUCACCGUCCUCACCGAUCGCGAAACGGAGAUUGCGAAAGAAUGUCUAGCCAAGGGCGACACGAAUAAAGCCAAGCUAGCGCUGAGAAGAAAGAAGUACCAAGAAGGUCUCUUGUCGAAGACUGAUGCCCAACUGGCACAGCUGGAGAUCCUCACUAGCGAUGUCGAGUUCGCCCUUGUGCAGAAGGAUGUCUUGUUUGGUCUGCAGCAGGGAACUGCGGUACUUAAAGAGAUUCACAAGGAAAUGGGCGGCAUAGAGAACGUGGAGAAGCUGCUGGGUGAGAACGAGGAGGCCCGGGCUUAUCAAGAGGAAAUCAGCGAGCUCCUUGCGAACAAGAUGUCCAACCAAGACGAAGACGAAGUCGAAGACGAGCUCGAAGCUCUCGAAGCAGAAGGAAAGUGCACCUUUCCUGUACUACCCAAGGUGCCUGCCGAACCGCUACAAUUCACACCCCAAGAGAAGGCGCAGAGGGCCAAGGACAGAGCGGCGAGGAGGGCGAGGGAAUUGGCUUCCGAGCAGGCAUCGCAGCCCAUGCUGGCGUAA